GCUGACAGCGGCCACCACCGCGUAACACUUCCGUGCUUGUUUCCAGGGAGUUAGUGAGGAAGGGAACCGACUUGGUGGUCUCGGGUGUGCUGGAGCCUCGGCAGUGCUUUAAGCAGCUUCCAUUGUUAUCUGCAGCUUUCCGUCUUUUUUUUCUCUCUUUUUUUUUCCUGCGGAGUGUUUGGCGCGUUGCGGCUAGGCAACAAUGGCAGGUGAAGACUGUGUAAGAAAACGCCAGUCUGGCUCCAAUACAACCUGCAAGACCCCUGAGAAUGAAGAAACACAGAGGAGACCUGAGACUGAGAGAUCAUUUCAAAGCUCAAGCAAUGGCCGGGUUGAUGUUGACCAUGUGAUAACAAGGAAAAUGCAGCUAAUAGCAGAAGCUGAGCAAUUGAAGCCAGCUUUCAUGAAGGAAGUGGACAGUCACUUCACAGAGUUUGUGAACAGUUUAGUGGCUAAAUCAGCACUCCUGGACUCCUCAUCUUCAGCCUCCCUCUUCCCAGCUUCCUGUGCAGAGAAGGAACUGCACAAAGCCAAGACCUUGAGGGCUCCUCCAGAACAUGGGAAGAUCUUUACUGCCCGCAGGUCCCUCUUGGAUGAGCUGUUUGAAGUGAGUCACAUCAGGACGAUCUACCACAUGUUCAUCGCUCUUCUCAUUGUCUUCAUCCUCAGCACACUUUUAGUAGACUUCAUUGAUGAAGGAAGGCUGGUCCUGGGAUUUGAUCUCUUGGUCUUUGUUUUUGGAAAGUUCCCGGUUGUCUUCUGUACUUGGCUGUGCAUGUUCUGUGCCACAGUUAUCAUUCCCUACAACCUUUUUGUCUGGUGGGCCCAAGGCUAUUGCAGUUCUUCUCAUCGCGUAAUCCACACUCUCUUCUAUGGGAUGUUGUUCACACUGUUCCAAACAGCUGGGCUUGGAUUUGGACCAACCUAUGUUGCUGUAUCAUAUGCCCUGCCCCCGGCUUCCCGUUUUAUUGUAAUACUGGAACAGGUUCGUCUUGUUAUGAAGGCUUAUUCCUUCAUCCGGGAGAACGUACCCAGAGUCCUGUCCUCUGUAAAGGACAAGUCCAGCACAGUACCUAUUCCCAGAAUUUCUCAGUACCUGUACUUCCUCUUUGCUCCCACCCUCAUCUACAGAGACAACUAUCCCAGGAAUCCCAUGAUAAGAUGGGGCUAUGUGGCUACCAAAUUUGCACAGGUGCUUGGUUCACUUUUCUAUGCCUACUACAUUUUCGUGAGACUCUGCAUUCCUCUGUUUCACAACAGCAGUCAAGAAACCUUCAAUCUUCGAGGGCUGGUCCUCUGCAUCUUCAACUCCAUUCUGCCAGGUGUACUGAUUCUAUUCCUGGUUUUCUUUGCGUUCCUUCACUGUUGGCUCAACGCAUUUGCUGAGAUGCUGCGCUUUGCAGACAGGAUGUUCUACAAGGACUGGUGGAAUUCCACUUCCUAUGCAAACUACUACCGAACCUGGAAUGUGGUAGUACACGACUGGCUUUAUUACUAUGCCUACAGGGACUUCCUUUGGUUUUUUGGUAAGAAGUUCAAAGCAGCAGCUAUGCUGUCUGUCUUUGCAGUAUCAGCUGCUGUGCAUGAAUAUGUUCUGAGCGUCUGCUUUGGCUACUUCUAUCCGGUUCUCUUCUGCCUGUUUAUGUGCUUUGGAAUGGUCUUCAACUUCAUCCUUAAUGACAGUCGGAAAGGGCCCAUCUGGAAUGUGAUCAUGUGGACUUCCCUCUUCCUGGGCCAAGGUGUCAUCAUUUGCCUCUAUAGCCAGGAGUGGUAUGCCCGCCAGUAUUGUCCUAUGGAAAAUCUUACGUUCCUGGACUACUUAAAACCACGCUCAUGGUCAUGUCAUAUGAAGAUGUGAAAAUGGUACAUUCUGGCCCUGUCCUCGCAGAAAAUCAGAGCUGUCCUCCAAGUAUUUGGACCAAUGACCUAGCUUGCUAUGGACUUUUUCUAAGGGAAGUUGUGCCUCCUGGUUAUUGGGGAGAAACUGUAAUUUUUUUAAACAUUACUGAGGCAAACCAGUUGACCUGGAUUGCAACAGGCUUCAUAGGCAGCAUCUACCAGGUGCUGUCCCACUUUGAGCCAUUUCCAUGCUGGCAAAACAUUGAGCUGAAGGUGGAGUCUACUGGAAUCCUACUCAUCCAGGGGUUCCCCCAAGUUGCUGCUCUUCUGGAUGAUAGAUAGGCUAGUCAGAUUUGCUAUUAGCUCGUUGCUGGCAUCCGUCCAUCUUCCUUAGCCAUCCCUUUGCAGCGUUUUUUCUCCCUUUCGGUAAUGGGAUGUCUGCAAAACUUCUGUUCUUUGUGAUCCUGGCUGCUGCUAUGAUGUGGACAAGCAGCGGAGCACCAGGAUAUCUGCCUCCUUGCUCUGAAGAUAGCCAAAGUAUUCCUGGAUGGCUCUGAACCGCAUUCUGUGGAUGUUGGCUGCCUGCAGAUUUAAAAUGGGCAGAGGAAGAGGGGAUUGUCGGUUUACUUGUGGCUGCAUUGAAGAAUCGGGUUCAAACGCAGGGCAGUGUUUGCAGUCUUUAUAUGUCUUUUUAGACUGAAAAUUUAUGUUUCCUCUGUAUUCAUUUAGUUUAGCUGACUUACAGCAUUUUUGUUCUUUGAAGGCCCUCGCGACUUGAGGAAUAGUUUUUCUUCUAGCUCUUCCUUUCUCUUGCUCCAGAUAAUCAAUUCUUUUAACACAAUUAACUUGUAAAAGAGCUUUUGCUGUAAUUUGGCAGGCGCUUUAAGGUAUACAAGUUAAGGCUUUCUUUAGUGAGGGAAAAUUUGAAAUACUAUGACCCAACUGUAAGAAAACACAAGCAACUUUACAGGUAUGUAGCGCGUUCCCAUUUGAAACGGCUUGUCCAUUUCAGUACGCCAGCGCGCCUUGGUGCCGCUUGCCAACGUGUGCUGCAGCAGCUUCUGCCGUGGCGGUGGGUGGUGAGGGCUGGCCAGCAUCUGGAGUUGGAGCUGCUUUUCCAUCUGCCUGUGCCUGCUCUUCCGUCAGUGGGGGCUUCGGGGGAAGGUCGGUUUCCUGGGUGUUGCCCCCUCCUUUCUGAAGAGGUACGACGUCCUCCCAUGCCCAGUGAUAAAGGCAGAAGCGUUACGUGAAUCUGGUGUUCCAACAUCUACCAUUUGGGCAGAGCCCCGUCGGUUUCCUUGUUCUGUCAGAUGCUAAGCACAAAAGUGAAUUUCCAUGGUAGCUGGGUACAUCUCUCUCCAGUUUUACUGGAACUGCACCUCCUGGUACUGGGGAGAGAGAGAAACCUGGUGGAGGUACCUUAACUUUGGUCACAGGGAUUUCUGAGUUACUGAAACGUUCUUCAUUGGCACUUUCUGGUAACAGCUUUUCCUUGCUGACCUGCAGGCUGGGUAUUUGAUACCAGCAGUGUUGGGACUGUCUAUUGACUUGUCUCCCAACCCACUUAAGGUGACUUUUGAGCUUUUGUUUUUACUAACCUGAGUGAAAAGUAAUUUCAGGAAAGGUAGGUGAUACGGAAACUCUUGCAGGCUUUCAGUUUUCUGUAGGAAGGAAUCCCGCCCCUCAGAAAGGACAUUGUGUCAGGUCAGAUUUGCCAAAGCCAGUGUUUGCGUGUGUGGCUCUCCUCUUAACAGACCUGCUAUUGGAACUUGUCUGCUGAAGCAGUUGGGGUAACUGCAGCGGAAGGGGCUCACGUAUGUACUCAAACGCGGCAGUGUUCGUGUAUAAAAUCCUGAGAAUAGAUUACCUUAUCCUCAUUCAGUUUGAUUUAAUCCUAAAUCUUUAGCCAUACCUUUUGUAGGAGGAAGGGACAGUAGUGCUGGAGCGACUAAGCUUCCUUUUUGAAGAAAAACAAACAAAACCUCCCACCCUUUGGCCAAACAGCUUUGUCACCUCCUUAGUGUAGGAUGCAAUUCAGCCCAGUACUUCUCGGUUGUGGUGCUCAAAACUUACGUACGGAUGUAACUGCACUCAAAUAGGGUAUGAUGGGUUAGGGACCGGCUUUGUCACUUCAGUGCCUGUGUUGGGUCUUGCCACUGUCUCAGUGUUCUCAAAAGGAGAUUAAAAAACAAAGGAGCUAAAAUCAUGGUGCUUCGUGCCAAGUUUUGGUGUUCCCCUCGCAGCUGGCGCUGGCCUAUUCCUAAUAAAGGGUAUCUGUGUUUACUGUG
Falco peregrinus (peregrine falcon) is the source of this 4127-nucleotide messenger RNA. RefSeq names its product sterol O-acyltransferase 1 (gene SOAT1). Gene Ontology annotation, biological process: cholesterol metabolic process; cholesterol efflux. The coding region runs from base 203 to 1858 and encodes 551 amino acids. Gene Ontology annotation, molecular function: cholesterol binding; fatty-acyl-CoA binding; cholesterol O-acyltransferase activity. Gene Ontology annotation, cellular component: endoplasmic reticulum membrane. The transcript has 16 exons. The record is from RefSeq and is a predicted model, not a curated record. Lineage: Eukaryota; Metazoa; Chordata; Aves; Falconiformes; Falconidae.